Molecule: messenger RNA, 5998 nt
Organism: Lagenorhynchus albirostris (white-beaked dolphin)
Lineage: Eukaryota; Metazoa; Chordata; Mammalia; Artiodactyla; Delphinidae
Gene: PARD3
Product: par-3 family cell polarity regulator
Exons: 25
Coding region: 273-4343 (1356 amino acids)
Biological process (GO): cell adhesion; establishment of cell polarity; establishment or maintenance of epithelial cell apical/basal polarity
Cellular component (GO): apical plasma membrane; cell cortex; apical junction complex
Molecular function (GO): protein binding; phosphatidylinositol binding
Source: RefSeq, a predicted model, not a curated record
GCGACGACACGCCGAACAGGUGGCCGGAGGCUCCGGCGCCGCGCGGGCAGAGGCGGGCGAGCCCCGGGCCAGGCGAGGCGAGGCCGGCGGGCCGGGCAUGCGAGCCGAUCUGAUCCCCGGCCUCGGCCCCUAGCCUCGCGCCCGCGCCGCGCCCCGCGCCCCGCGCCCCGCGUACAGCCGCCCCGGCCCGGGGCGCUCCGACCUCUCCGGCCGCGGUCACUGAGGGGCGUGGGCCGGCCCGCGGCGGCGGCGGCGGCGGCGGCGGCGGCGGCAUGAAAGUGACCGUGUGCUUCGGGAGGACCCGGGUGGUCGUGCCGUGCGGGGACGGCCACAUGAAAGUUUUCAACCUCAUCCAGCAAGCGGUGACCCGCUACCGGAAGGCCAUCGCCAAGGAUCCCAACUACUGGAUACAGGUGCAUCGACUGGAGCAUGGAGAUGGAGGAAUUCUCGAUCUCGAUGACAUCCUCUGUGAUGUGGCGGAUGAUAAAGACAGACUGGUAGCAGUGUUUGAUGAGCAGGACCCGCAUCACGGAGGUGACGGCACCAGUGCCAGCUCCACAGGCACCCAGAGUCCGGAGAUGUUUGGCAGUGAGCUCGGCACCAACAGUGUUUCAGCCUUCCAGCCUUACCAAGCAACGAGUGAGAUCGAGGUCACCCCUUCAGUCCUCCGUGCCAAUAUGCCUCUUCACGUCCGACGAAGCAGUGACCCAGCCUUAAUUGGCCUCUCCACGUCUGUCAGUGAUAAUAACUUCUCCUCUGAAGAACCUUCACGGAAAAACCCCACGCGCUGGUCGACAACCGCUGGCUUCCUCAAACAAAACACCGCCGGCAGCCCUGCAGCUUGUGACAGGAAGAAAGAUGAAAACUACAGAAGCCUCCCACGGGACACUAGUAACUGGUCUAACCAAUUUCAGAGAGACAAUGCUCGCUCAUCUCUGAGUGCCAGUCACCCAAUGGUGGACAAGUGGCUGGAGAAGCAAGAACAGGAUGAGGAUGGCACAGAGGAAGACAGCAGCCGUGUUGAGCCCGUGGGGCACGCCGACACUGGUGUGGAGAACGUACCCAGCUUUUCUCUGGAUGAUAUGGUAAAGCUCGUACAAGUCCCCAACGAUGGAGGGCCUCUGGGAAUCCAUGUAGUGCCUUUCAGUGCUCGAGGCGGCAGAACCCUGGGGUUAUUAGUAAAACGAUUGGAGAAAGGUGGUAAAGCUGAACAAGAAAACCUUUUUCAUGAGAAUGAUUGCAUUGUCAGGAUUAAUGAUGGCGACCUUCGAAAUAGAAGAUUUGAACAAGCACAACAUAUGUUUCGCCAAGCCAUGCGGACAUCCAUCAUUUGGUUCCAUGUGGUUCCCGCAGCCAAUAAAGAGCAGUACGAACAACUGUCCCAAAGCGAGAGGAACAAUUACUAUUCGAGCCGCUUCAGCCCCGACAGCCAGCAUGUGGAUCACAGGAGUGUGAACAGUGCGGGGCCGCAGGCUCUGCCGAGGGCGCCCCGGCCGAACCCCCUGCCCGAGCACGCGGACCCUCACCCCCGACUCCUACCUCAGAGCGCACAGCCCUCGGGAAAGCCGCCCACUGCUCCGGGCCCAGCCGUACACCACGUGUUCAGUCCCAGCAGUAGUUACAACACCAAAAAAGUAGGCAAGAAGCUUAACAUCCAGCUUAAGAAAGGUACAGAAGGUUUGGGAUUCAGCAUCACUUCCCGGGAUGUGACAAUAGGUGGCUCAGCUCCAAUUUAUGUGAAAAACAUCCUCCCACGAGGGGCUGCCAUCCAAGAUGGCCGACUGAAGGCGGGAGAUAGACUCAUAGAGGUAAAUGGAGUUGAUCUAGCAGGCAAAUCCCAGGAGGAAGUUGUUUCGCUGUUGAGAAGCACCAAGAUGGAAGGGACCGUGAGCCUUCUGGUCUUUCGCCAAGAAGAUGCCUUCCACCCAAGGGAACUGAAUGCAGAGCCAAGCCAGAUGCAGAUUCCAAAAGAAACGAAAGCAGAAGAUGAGGAUACUGUUCUCACACCUGAUGGCACCAGGGAAUUUCUGACGUUUGAAGUUCCGCUGAAUGAUUCAGGAUCUGCUGGUCUUGGCGUCAGUGUCAAAGGUAACCGGUCAAAGGAGAACCACGCAGAUUUAGGAAUCUUCGUCAAGUCCAUUAUUAAUGGAGGAGCAGCAUCUAAAGAUGGGCGGCUUCGGGUGAACGAUCAACUGAUAGCAGUGAAUGGAGAAUCCCUGUUGGGCAAAACAAACCAGGAUGCCAUGGAAACCCUCCGGAGGUCCAUGUCCACCGAAGGGAACAAGCGAGGAAUGAUCCAGCUUAUUGUGGCGAGGAGAAUAACCAAAGGCACCGAGCUGAAGUCACCUGGGAGCCCCUCUGGACCUGAGCUGCCCAUUGAAACGGUGUUGGAUGAUAGAGAACGAAGGAUUUCCCACUCCCUCUACAGCGGGCUUGAGGGACUUGAUGAAUCGCCCACGAGAAAUGCUGCGCUCAGCAGGAUAAUGGGUGAGUCAGGUAAAUACCAGCUGUCCCCCACGGUGAAUAUGCCCCAAGAUGACACUGUCAUUAUCGAGGAUGACAGGCUGCCAGUACUCCCCCCACAUCUCUCUGACCAGUCAUCUUCCAGCUCCCACGAUGAUGUAGGAUUUGUGACAACGGACACUGGCGCGUGGGCCAAGGCCGGCAUCAGUGAGUCAGCAGAGUGCUCUUUGAGUCCAGACGUCGAUCCAGUUCUUGCUUUUCAACGAGAGGGAUUUGGACGUCAGAGUAUGUCAGAAAAACGCACAAAGCAAUUUUCAGAUGCCAGUCAAUUGGAUUUCGUUAAAACGCGAAAAUCGAAAAGCAUGGAUUUAGGUAUAGCUGACGAGACUAAACUCAAUACAGUGGAUGACCAGAAAGCAGGUUCUCCCAGCAGAGAUGUGGGGCCUUCCUUGGGUCUGAAGAAGUCAAGCUCUUUAGAGAGUCUGCAGACAGCAGUCGCUGAGGUGACUUUGAAUGGGGACAUUCCUUUCCAUCGCCCGCGGCCGCGGAUAAUCCGAGGAAGGGGAUGCAAUGAAAGCUUCAGAGCUGCCAUUGACAAGUCCUAUGAUAAACCCGUGGCAGAUGAUGACGAUGAAGGCAUGGAGACAUUGGAAGAAGACACGGAAGAAAGUUCAAGAUCAGGGAGAGAGUCUGUCUCCACAGCCAGCGACCAGCCUUCCCACUCUCUGGAGAGACAGAUGAAUGGAAACCAAGAGAGAGGCGAGAAGACCGAUCGGAGGAAGGAGAAAAUGGGGAAAGAGAAGAAGAAGGACAGAGACAAGGAGAAGGAGAAGAUGAAAGCCAAGAAGGGGAAGCUGAGGGGCCUGGGAGACAUGUUCAGGUUUGGCAAACAUCGAAAAGAUGACAAGAUUGAGAAAACGGGUAAAAUAAAAAUGCAGGACUCCCUUACAUCAGAAGAGGAGAGAGUACGGAUGAAGCAGGAGCAGGAAAGGAUUCAAGCGAAAACUCGAGAAUUUAGGGAGCGACAGGCUCGGGAGCGUGACUAUGCUGAAAUCCAAGAUUUUCAUCGGACAUUUGGCUGUGAUGAUGAGUUGAUGUACGGGGGAAUUUCUUCCUAUGAAGGUUCCAUGGCUCUCAGCACCAGACCCCAGAGCCCGAGAGAAGGGCAUAUGAUGGAUGCUUUGUAUGCCCAAGUGAAGAAGCCGCGGAAUUCCAAACCUUUACCUGCAGACAGCAACAGAUCAACUCCUAGCAACCAUGAUCGGAUACAGCGUCUCCGGCAAGAAUUUCAGCAAGCAAAGCAGGAUGAAGAUGUGGAAGAUCGGCGACGUACCUAUAGCUUUGAACAACCCUGGCCCAACUCCAGACCGUCGGCGCAGAGCGGCCGGCACUCGGUGUCAGUGGAGGUGCAGAUGCAGCGGCAACGGCAGGAAGAACGUGAGAGCUUCCAGCAGGCCCAGCGCCAGUACAGCUCCCUGCCCCGGCAAAGCAGGAAAAACGCCAGCUCCGUCUCCCAGGAUUCUUGGGAGCAAAACUAUUCCCCUGGGGAAGGCUUCCAGAGUGCCAAGGAGAACCCCAGGUAUUCCAGCUACCAAGGCUCCCGGAACGGCUACCUGGGCGGGCAUGGCUUCAACGCCAGGGUCAUGCUGGAGACCCAGGAGCUCCUCCGCCAGGAGCAGAGGCGGAAAGAGCAGCAGAUGAAGAAGCAGCCCCCUCCCCCCGAGGGGCUCAACAACUAUGACUCAUAUAAAAAAGUCCAGGACCCCAGUCACAUCCCCCCCAAGGGGCCCUUCCGGCAGGACGUCCCCCCCUCCCCUUCUCAGGUCGCCAGGCUGAACAGACUCCAGACUCCUGAGAAAGGGAGACCCUUCUAUUCCUGAGAAGGAGAAGAACAGACUCUUCGUGUCAUGCAAUAAAGGACAUUUUCCUAUGAAGACUUGUAUUUUGGGAGUUUUUUUGAAACCUCGGUGGUAGUAUGGAAUAUUUCUGUUGCUGGUAUUAGUGCCUUUAAGCAGUGUGGGCUAUUCGAUGGAAGCCCUUAAUGUCUUUGCCACUGUGUCCCAAGUGUCUGUUUCAUGGAAGGACUUCCCGCCAUCUGACAAUCACCUGUUCGAGGCAUCGUACGCUCUGCAUCUCUCAGGUACUGGGAAUCUGGCCCAGCCCGGGAGACGUCGUGGCUUCGUGUUACCGCCCCCUGCAGCUUGUGGUAACAGAUUACCCUGAAGUCAAGGGUGACGCUGGACCCUCUUUUUUCCCUUUAAGUUUCUUAGGUGAGGUGACAUCUCCAUCUCUGGUGGAUGAAAGUGGGUGACACACACCAGAAAUUGGGACUCCGUGGUACUUCCCGGCACAGUCAUUUUUAAUCCUUUGUAACCAGUAUGGUCUCCCUUUUCUCUCUCAGCCCCUUGCGACAAGAAAGUUCCUUCAUCUAAAAGGAGCUAAGCCAUAUUCCAACACCGUCUGUUUAUCGGGGGGGGGGGGGUCCUCUUGUAACUGCCUUAUAACUCAGUGUUACCAAUAAAGUGAUUAUUCUGUCUGUGUGUAUAAAUACCCUUGCUCUCAGUCCUGCCCCUCACAUGUGUGUUGAGUCAUGGCUCUGCGUGGGGAACAGGGGAGACAGGCGUCAGCCCUGGUGGGGCAGGGGGCCGCCCACCCGCCGGCCCAGUGUGUGUCAUGACACGGUGGGUGGUAGCUAAGGAAAGAAAGAAUUCUCCCAGGAUGAGCGUCUGGCCCAGUACAUCCCAGCCAUUCUUUGUAAAUUAGUUGCUGUUUGAAGAGUUGGCAGGAAGGGCCUAGCAUGGAGCAGAGAUCAGUCGGACACUCACUUCGGGAUUCCAGAACCUCACCUGCUUUCUCCGGUUUUUAAAGUCGGUCGCAAUGGACGGUUGUCUGUUCAUCCACCUGCUGUCUCUCUGCCUGGGGAUGUCAUCCAGGUUUCAAGAUAAUUCUGCCAUGAAAUAGAAAAGGUAAAUAAGAAGAAAGGCUGUUCCACAUGCCACAGAACAUUCUGGUGUCCCCAAACAGGGAGAACAGAAGAUUGCCCUGGUGUCAAUACGUUAAUGUACGUGCGGGUCACGAGGACCUGGGUUACUCCUGUGUUCCCGUCUUCUCAUUUGUUGGUCUGAACAUCCUGUUGUAAACCGUGGCUGGAUUGCUAAAGUGCCUGCAAAUCCCGAUGUGAGAAAAGCUGGAGAUGAAAGCUCAGCAUACUGUGUGUUAACAAAAAAGAAAAAAAAAGACAUGUACCGAUACGCCUAUUUUCUAUUUUUUAUUUUUACCGGCACAUUGUAUUUUUGUGUCCACUUCUUUUUAGAAAAUAUGUGAGGGGUUCAUCCCCGUACCUACGUCUCUUUCGCAUUUCUGUGUAAUGGUUCUGUUUGUUCACGGAACAUAGCGAUGUUGAAAUGGUGUGACCAGUGUAAGCGUGGUGACCUCCGACGACAGUUGCUCUUCCUCACAGCCUCCCCUGUGCUGUGAGAAACAGCUUUCCCUGUACAUAUGAGACUUCUAAUAAAAGGCAUAUUUCUUCCUGUUC